AUGUACAAGGUACUGGAGUGCAUUAUACUGGACCAACUCAUUAAAAAUCGCGAAGAAACAACGCGCGACGAGCAAGCUGGCUUUCGUCCUGGCCCAUCUACGAUUGAACAGGUGUUCAUCGUCAAGAGAGUGAUCGAAAUCUGGCAGCGGUAUUCGAAGCCAAUGCGACUAGCGUUUCUGGACUUUGAAGCCGCGUUCGACUCUCCUCACCUAGGCCGUCUUCUCAACGCGCUCAGCGCCGACGGAGUACCAGGAAAGUUCGUUCGCUUGCUUGAUGACAUGAAUCAACGAACAACUGCUGCAGUUCGAACACCAGCCGGAUGUACAACACCGUUUGAAGUGGUAACUGGAGUAAGACAAGGGGCAGUGGCAGGACCUUUCGUGUUCAAUUUCGCAAUCGACGACAUUAUGCGAAGAACAGUCGACCAGUGUCCUGCCGACAUUGUCUUAGCACCAUCAGGGUGCCUCUUGACUGACCUCGGGUACGCUGACGAUGUUAUUAUAUUCGCGGAAAGCAGUACGAAACUUCAACAUGUUGUCAACCUUGUAUCGAAGCUGGCUGCAGCCUAUGGACUACGCCUACGCCCUGAUAAAUGCAAGCAGAUGUGGAUCUCUUCGAGACCACGAACGGGAAUCAGGGUGGACGGACAACCGAUAGAACUCGUCGAUGAGUUCUGUUACCUAGGCUUACGCUGA
This is a messenger RNA of Necator americanus (New World hookworm), 696 nucleotides long. RefSeq lists its product as uncharacterized. NCBI's taxonomy places the organism in Eukaryota, Metazoa, Nematoda, Chromadorea, Rhabditida, Ancylostomatidae. Bases 1 to 696 code for a protein of 231 amino acids. The transcript has a single exon. The record is from RefSeq and is a predicted model, not a curated record.